Messenger RNA from Coprinopsis cinerea okayama7#130, 1539 nucleotides. RefSeq names its product LAP1. The record is from RefSeq and is a predicted model, not a curated record. The transcript has 4 exons. Gene Ontology annotation, molecular function: aminopeptidase activity; metalloexopeptidase activity. NCBI's taxonomy places the organism in Eukaryota, Fungi, Basidiomycota, Agaricomycetes, Agaricales, Psathyrellaceae. Gene Ontology annotation, biological process: proteolysis. Bases 1 to 1539 code for a protein of 512 amino acids.
AUGAAGCUCUCUCCCAAGUUCCUCGCUCUUGCGGUUGCCAUCUCCCCCGUUGUUGCUCAAGAGGCUUCAACCACCGGCAUCGGCGGUCUCAUUUGGGAUGCCCUUACUCCUCUUAAGCCUCUCGUCCAGACCGACUUGCUCCAGCUCUUGAUCAGCGACCGCGCUCUCUUCAACCACGCUAAGCAGUUCGCCAAGUUCGCUGCUGACGAGGGACACCGCGCGUUCGGUUCGCCUGGCCACAACGCGACCGUUCAGUACAUCAAGAGGGAACUCGAGAAGACUGGCUACUACGACGUCGAGCUCCAGACCUUCCCUUACCUCUACUCUGAGGGCAGCGCCAAAUUCUCCGCCAAUGGCACCGAUUACUCCACCGGCUGGUUCACUUAUGGUCCCGCUGGUGAUGUCGAGAAGCCUCUCGUUCCCGUGGACAACCUUGGCUGCACCUUGGGUGACUACCCCGCCGAAGUCUCGGGCAACAUCGCGCUCAUCAAGCGUGGUGAGUGCGAGUUCGGUUUGAAGACCUCCCUUGCCGGUGCCGCGGGUGCUGCUGGCGCCAUCAUCUACAACAACGCUGAGGGCGAUGUUUCUGGUGGUACUCUUGGCCAGAUCAACCGUCCUGAAGGCCCCUACAUCACUGUCGGCUCCAUCUCCGGCGCUGCUGGCGAAGCACUUGUGGCUGACAUCAAGAACGGCGUUGAGAUCGUCGGUCACCUCAAGGUCGAUGCUGUGACUGAGGAUCGCUGGUCGAGCAACGUUAUUGCCACCACCAAGAACGGAGACAGGAACAACAUCGUCUUCGCUGGUGGUCACACCGACUCCGUCCCUGCUGGUCCUGGUAUCAACGAUGACGGAUCUGGUACCAUUACCGUCCUCGAGAUUGCCCUCAAGCUUCCCUUCUUCAAGGUCAAGAACGCCGUUCGUUUCGGAUUCUGGACUGCUGAGGAAUUCGGUCUCGUCGGUUCCGAGCACUACAUCACCAACCUCUCCGAGGAAGAGCGACAGAAGAUUGCCCUCUACCUCAACUUCGACAUGGUUGCCUCUCCCAACUUUGGCUACUUUGUCUACAACGGUGACGGCACCCACUUCCCCAACAUCCCCCCUGGCCCCCCUGGAAGCGACCACAUCGAGGACACCUUCAACAACUGGUUCGCCAAGAAGAAGUUGCCCAGCGCUCCUACCGAGUUCAGCGGUCGCUCCGACUACGGACCCUUCUUGGACGUCGGUAUCCCUGCUGGUGGUCUCUUCACCGGUGCUGAGGGUAUCAAGACUGAGGAGCAAGCUGCAUUGUUCGGUGGUGAGGCUGGUGUUGCCUACGACGCUUGCUACCAUCUUGCUUGCGAUGGUCUCGACAACCUCAACCGUGAGGCUUGGCUCCAGAACAGCCGCGCUGCUGCCCACUCUGUUGCCACCUACGCUCGCUCGCUCGAGGGCAUUCCUCGUGGACCUCGUGCCCUCAACGCCAGGUCGCCGUCCAUUGCUUCCCUCGGUCAUGAAGCGAGGAGGCAUCAAUCUUGCGGCCAUGAGAUUGCUGUGUUGUAA